AGAAACAAAAGAAAAAGAAAACAGACUGGAGAGAAACAGGAAGUGAAGUCUAACUUCACACAUCGCUCUGCAAACAUGAACCAAGAAAAAUAUCCUCGGUCCUCAAUUGAGGAUGAUUUUAAUUAUGGCACUAAUGUCGCGACGGCAAGCGUACAGAUCCGCAUGGAUUUCCUACGUAAGGUCUACACAAUCCUGUCAGUGCAGAUCAUCCUGACUACAGCUUUGUCUGCCCUGUUUAUGUUCUGUGAGCCCAUCAAAAACUUUGUACAUUCAAGUCCCUCACUGGUCUUGCUGUCUGCAAUCGGAUCUCUGUUCCUGAUCAUUGCCCUGGCUGUUUAUCGCCACCAGCAUCCCAUCAACCUCUAUUUACUUCUGGCAUUCACUGUGCUGGAGGCCAUAUCUGUUGGUACAACCGUGACAUUUUAUGAAUACUCAGUGGUACUCCAGGCCUUCGUGCUUACUUCAGCUGUCUUUGUCGGCCUGACCGCUUACACCCUUCAGUCCAAGAGAGACUUCAGCAAGCUCGGAGCUGGGCUGUUUGCUGGUCUGUGGAUUCUGGUCAUUGCCGGCUUUAUGAGGAUUUUCUUCCAAAACGACACGGUGGAGCUGGUGUUCGCCGGCGCCGGAGCUCUGCUCUUCUGCGGCUUCAUCAUCUACGACACGCACAUUCUGAUGCGCAAGCUGUCACCCGAGGAACACAUUCUGGCCUCCAUCAACCUCUACCUAGACAUAGUCAACCUCUUCCUGCACAUCCUACGUAUCCUCGACUCCAUGAAGAAAAACUGAGAGGAGAGUCUGUAUGCUCUUUCCUUCUGUAAGAUGACGCAGGUGAUGUCUGUGUUGCUAUGGCAUUAGAAAAAAAAUGAUUCCAAUUACAUUCAUGACAUUUUGUGUAGUGUUUCUUUAGGCUAUUCUUCACUCAGAAAGACUGUUGUCAGUUUAUUAGGCACACCUCCUUUACUCCUCUGCCAUUUAACUUUAGUUAGCUAUAUAUAGUAGAUUACACAUGGAGCUGAAAUUGGCACUUUUUUCGUCUGAAAGGAAAAAAUUAUAAUAGAAAAAGUUAAAAAGAUCUGCAAUUAUAUAUCCGAUAUAAUAUUUUACAACUUGACCCUUUUCACUCUGUCCUCCCUGUAUACUAUAUAUGGUGCAAUAUAAGAGGACCACCACAGGACAUGUAUUAUUUGGAUCUUAUCAAUAAUUAUACUAUUAUCAGAAUGACCAAAAUUUUAAGUAGCCUUUAUUUAUCUUGUAUACUUUACUAUGUCAUUACAAUGACAUUUUUUCUUCCCAAUCUUUCAAACAACCCAGACCCUUGAACCACUUGAGCUGCCCCCACCACCCCCCAAAAUGGUGCAUGAUUGUAGGUGUACCUAAUAAACUGGCACCUAGUGUACAUGCAUGUCAUCUUUCAGCUUCCUUAUAUUUUUUUUUUUAGUUGAUGAUUUUGUUUAAAAGGGGGUGGAUAAUUUGGAUUUAUAAAUCGAUUAAUGGAGCCAAACAAACAUAUUUUUUAUGUUGCCAUGUAAAUAGGCUAACAAGGUGAAUCUGAAACAUCUCUACAUCAUCAUCAUCAUUUGCAAAUAAGUAGUAUACCCCAGGUUCUGAACAUGCUUGGUCAGAUGAUCAGAGGCUGAACAAUAGGAGUAUAGCAGACUGAAUGAUCAGAUAUCUAAUAACACAAGAACGUCCGUCAUGGGAUCAAUAAAAUAUAUCUUUCUAAUUGCCUUAAGAAUGUAAAUUGUAUUGUGUGAAAGUCUGAGAUUACCCCCCCUUACUGUUUACACAGAGUAAAUUACAUGUAUAUAUUGUUUCGAAGACAAACAAUAUCUCUGGCACGCAUAAUUCAGAGAGGCUUUAUUGCUGUGACUGUUUUUUGCCAACGUAAAUGCAUCGUCUUUCCUAUGUUCCAGUUUAUGCUUAUAAACAAAAUCACUACAGAUCAUGAUUGGAUUGAUCUUCAGAAAAUCAAUGAUUGGAAAUGAAUUUCCGGUAUGUCAUGUGCUUUGUUUUUGAUGUGGUGGUGGUGGUGGUAUUGGCUCAGGAACAGAAGCAUCACUGGAUGAUUUAUUGGAGGCUGUGUGAUUCCAUGUGCUUUCUUUUUCAAUGUGCUUAUGAUAAGCAAGCUGGGUUUUUAAUCACGUGGGUCAUAAUGGAGUGCUGAUCAGUAUCCGAAUUACUGUGAGAAGCUAGCCAUGAUAAUGAAACAGAGCUGAGAGAAUUCUUCUGGAUAAUCGCUAAGCAUCGAUGUGUAAUGUUGGUUAGGAUGAAAAUUGAAAUGAUUACAGAUGGAGCACUUUAAAAGGUCCUGGUAGUGUCUAAGAAGAAAAGUCAUGUUGAGGAUGUGUUCUUACAGCACCAAGUAACUCAAGAUAAAUCUGAUGCUCCAUCCUCUCCCUCAUGGUGGUACUGUUUUAUGGCCACCGCAUGUUUUGAAGAAGAAAUAUUGAAAGGAAGCAUGCGUGGUGACUAAUUGGAAAACUCUAAACUCUUCAGGGAUCAAGAAUAUACAAAACAUGUGUUUUUAGACCAGGACAGAUCAUGGAGUUCAUUUCAAACUUCUUUUGAACUUGCUUCUUUGUGCAGUAACCCAUUAUAUAUAUGCUGUAUUUGAAGUAUUCUCCUGUGAAUAUAUAAUGAAGCCUAUGUUUUCUUGUAUUUCGUUGUAAUUUAUUGACAUACCUAUAUGUGCAAUAUUAUUGGGGAAAUUGUAGCUCUGUGAUAAGGCAUGAUAUUGAUUAAAAUGACUUAAUCUAUGAUUAGCAACUGAAAUAUCAAAGGGGAUUAAAAUUCUGUAUGUAUAAAAUGAUAUAAGUAAUAUAUUAAACGCUUUACACCGCAUGUUGCUCACGUUUAUUUCGCUACGCAGUACAUGUGACAUGAAACAAUAGAAAUAAUGUACGCUAUUUCGUUUUGCUGUAUUUGCGUUUCUUGCUAGAAUAAGUAAAAUAAUAUCUACAGUUUUUUUUUAUUUUUUAUUUUUUUUUUUUUUUAUAACUAUAGCCAUGUUGCAUAACUGUGACACAGUGAGACUUUCUGCUUUCUGUUUUAGUUUCAUCUGCAUGCAUGAGAUCCCCAUCAGCACUGCAGGCCUUGUAGAGAUAAUGCAACGCUGGGGUGGUUCUUUCUGGAUUAAAAAGAAGAUUAUACUUUC
Messenger RNA from Hemibagrus wyckioides, 3154 nucleotides. RefSeq names its product transmembrane BAX inhibitor motif containing 4 (gene tmbim4). The transcript has 7 exons. The coding region runs from base 76 to 786 and encodes 236 amino acids. Lineage: Eukaryota; Metazoa; Chordata; Actinopteri; Siluriformes; Bagridae. Gene Ontology annotation, cellular component: membrane. The record is from RefSeq and is a predicted model, not a curated record. Gene Ontology annotation, biological process: negative regulation of apoptotic process.